AUGAGUGCAUCAUCCGAAAAUCUUGAUCUUUUUACACCUGUAUUUAAACAUUUUCGUCAUCUUUCUGAUAAAGAUUGUUUAAUUCAAGCAUAUUCAAUAACAACUCAUCCAACACUUUUUCAACAAUGUCCAUUAAAUAUUUCAAUCGAUGUUGAUUCAUCAUUAGGUUUACAACCUAUAUCAACAUGGUCUCUUUAUUCAUGUAAAUUUUCAAAUGGUCUCUAUUUUCUUUCAAAUCCAUUUACAUUAAAUGGACAACGUCAAUGGAUUAAUCGAUGUUUGAAUAAUUAUGCUCGACAAACUCGAACAAGUGUAGGUGAUAAUAGUGAUAAUCAAAAUUUAACUCGUAUACGUUGGGCUACACUUGGUUAUCAUUAUGAUUGGACAAAUAAAAUUUAUAAACAAGAUGAUCAUACAAACAUACCAGAUGAACUUGUACAAUUAUCUCAAACAAUUGCACAAGUUAUUUCUUCGAAUACAAAUUGUCCAAUGAUAUAUCCUGAAGCUGUUAUUAUUAAUUAUUAUCAUUUAAAUUCAACAUUAUGUGCACAUACAGAUCAUUCAGAAUAUGAUGCAUUAACAAAACCUCUUCUAUCAAUAUCAUUUGGUAAUUCAGCUAUAUUUCUUAUUGGUGGUCAAACAAAAACUGAAUGUCAACCAUCACCAAUGCUUCUUCAUUCUGGUGAUAUUAUUAUUAUGACAGGAACAAGUCGUCUUUGUUUUCAUGCAAUUCCUCGCAUACUUUCGGAUCCAUUUUUAAAUGAUAUUUUAUAUAAGAAUAUUGAUGACGAUAAUGAUAAAGUUUGUUGGAGUUAUAUUCAUGACAAACGCAUCAAUAUUAAUUUACGACAAGUCUAUACUUAA
Rotaria sordida is the source of this 864-nucleotide messenger RNA. NCBI's taxonomy places the organism in Eukaryota, Metazoa, Rotifera, Eurotatoria, Philodinida, Philodinidae. The record is from the annotation of a GenBank genome assembly.